CGAACGCUGGGAAAUUGCUCCAUAUUGGGCCGACUGUUCCGUAGCUUCAUGCUUCGGAUGAGAGACAGCACAAAUACCAGGGUGGUCUGAUUAACCUUUUCUAGAAGGGUAUAUUUAAAUACCACUUUUAUUCAAAUAGAAGGACAUAUAUUUGCGAAACUUGGCGUUUUCAAACCUUUAAAAAUCAACGGUAAAGGCGUAGAAUUAGGCUAUCUAGCUCUAGCAGACCGUGUGGUGUGCCUUUAAGAAGGUUCACCACCCCCAACUGAACGUAGUACCAGAGCACAGUAUUCGCGGUAGCUACGUCCGUUGUUUUUUUCUCUCGACGUUUUUUGUCUCUUCAUUAUCAUCUCACAUCCCAUUUUAUCUGAUCUGCUUGUUGAGCCUAAAGGAGGCAAGAUGGCAGAGAAAGGAGUCACUGCAGGGAAACUGGCAAGCAAUGUACAGAAGAAAUUAACCAGAGCGCAGGAAAAGGUUCUACAGAAGCUUGGUAAAGCAGAUGAGACCAAGGAUGUGGCGUUUGAGGAAGGCGUGAUUAACUUCAACAAGCAGCUGGUAGAGGGCUCCAAGCUGCAGAAAGACCUGAGAGCUUACCUGGCAGCAGUCAAAGCAAUGCAGGAGUCAUCCAAGCGUCUGCAGGAUUGUCUGGUGGACAUGUAUGAGCCAGAAUGGAACGGCAAGGAGGACGUGGACUCCAUAGUAGAGGACACUGACCUCCUCUGGACAGACUUCCAUCAGAAACUUGUGGACCACGCCCUGAUCUCCAUGGAUACGUACCUGGGCCAGUUCCCGGAUAUUAAGGCACGCAUCGCCAAGCGAGACAGGAAGCUGGUGGAUUUUGACAGUGCGCGACAUCACUUCGCUUCCCUGCAGAAGGGCAAGAAGAAAGACGAGGUCAAGAUGGCGAAGCCGGUCUCGCUCCUGGAGAAAGCGGCUCCUGGCUGGGCUCAGGGCAUUCUGUCAGCCCACCAUGUCGCUCAAACUAACCUGUCAAGAAACCAGGCAGAGGAAGAAUUGGGCAGAGCUCAGAAGGUGUUUGAGGAAAUCAAUGUGGACUUGCAGGAGGAGCUUCCAUCUCUGUGGAACAGUCGCGUUGGCUUCUAUGUUAACACAUUCCAGAGUGUUGCUGGUCUGGAGGAAAAGUUCCACAGAGAGAUGGGAAAGCUGAACCAGAACCUAAAUGAUUGCUUGACCAAACUGGAAGACGACAACCAAACUGGACAAGCAGGUACAGUGGAUGUGAAGACAGCCGGAUCAGUGAAGAGUGUGAAGCCACAGGAGGCCGCCAAUCACAGCCUCUCUCCUGCGGGAGGGUCAGCACCAGCCAUUCCAAAAUCUCCGUCCAAGCUGAGGCCUGGCCCGCCCGUGCCCCCCCCGCCCAAAGUCACCCCGUCCAAAGACCUCAAACAGGAAAACAUCAUCAACCUGUUUGAUGACGCGUUCGUGCCCGAGAUAAAUGUAACGACCCCCUCGCAGGCCGAUGCACCUGCGGGCGGGAAUCUGCUGGACAUGGAUAUGGACUCACUGCAACCGGCUGUCAGUCCAGGGGGCGUGGCCACAUCCCCAGCGUCGCAGGUGACUUCCUGGGAUGCGUGGGAGACCUCCAAAGGCCAACCCCAGCAGUGGGAUGAUGGGCAGAGAAAUGCAUCGGCAGGCUGGGAUGAUGAGGCUGCCUCAGCUGCGCAGACGGGCUGGGGUGAUGAGGCUGCCUCAGCUGCGCAGACGGGCUGGGGUGAUGAGGCUGCCUCAGCUGCGCAGACGGGCUGGGGUGAUGAGGCUGCCUCAGCUGCGCAGACGGGCUGGGGUGAUGAUGGGACCCAGGCAGACACUACCGUAGCAGCAGCCACCACUGCAGGAACAGACUCUAAUCCCGCCCCCCCUGCAGUGCCAGAGGCAGGGGCGUCCAAUGGCUCCCCAGAGGCAGCAGAGAUGCCCCCGGGCUUCCUUUUCAAAGUUAUGGCAAUGCAUGAUUAUGUCGCCAAUGACUCGGAUGAGCUGGAGAUGAAAGCUGGGGAAGUUGUGUUGGUCGUGAGCUUCGACAACCCUGAAGAACAGGAUGACGGCUGGCUGAUGGGGCUGAAGGAGGCCCACUGGCUGCAGAGCAAAGACGCCAGCCCCAAAGGAGUGUUCCCCGAGAACUUCACCCAGAGGCUGUGAACCGCACAGCAACGCGGUCAGCGCCCUUCCCCGCCCUCCUCCUCCUCCUCCUCGCCCCUCUCCUUCCUCCGACACAACCAGUCUGGCGGAGGUUGGACACGAAGAAGCAAAGCUGCAUCAUCGGCUGCCACCACAGCGAACCCAAACAUGCAGCGUGUGUGCUGGUGAAGUGAUUCAGGUCGUGUGUCGAGAGUUGUUGUCGGUGGCGGUGGUGCGUUCGUUGUCGUGUUUAUUUAUUUCGUGCUCGUUUUAUAAAUUGCCCUGAAAGUGGCCCAGGCAGGUUUCGUGCCACGUUGACCCUCUCAGCAAGCGUAUCAGUAGAUCCUCCUCACAGGUACAGUCAGACCUUCCUCCCCCCUCCUCCGACUGUGUUACUUAAGAUCGGAAAAGUAUUUACGUUUGAAACCUUCUGCUCUCUGCCAGUGUUCUUGCUGUACACCUGCCUCGCUCGCUCACCCUUGACCCCCUGACCCUGGGGUCAGCAAUAACAAAAAGACCACGCCAUCACCCACACCCUUCCACCAGAACCUGUCUCUGUACCCCAACCCGGCAGUCCAGGCCCGAACCCCAGAACCUUUUACACCUGACUGAGCUCCAGAGUAUCCAAACUCUUCGCCUUCUGUUCCAUUCACCCCAGGGGGUGUUUCCACAUUGAACAAGAAACUAAACUACAACAACGACGACUUGAAAGAAAUACAGCCCACAUUCUGGGUUUUAGUUGCGUAUGUGAGAGUGAAUGGAAGUGCACUGAACGAAAUUGUCUGAACACUAUUUAAAAGUAAUACUGUAAAAAAAAAAAAAGGGGAGGUUUUGAACAUCCACUGGAGGAACGUUGCAUGAUGUUCUAUGGUGACGUAGUUUGUUGAAGAAUUGAGAACUGUAAUGUAACCGUGUGGAUUAACCUCUGGGCUUUUCUUCAUGUCGCUGAUGUCAAAAUGUGUUUACCCUGUGAGCUGCUGGUACAGACAGGAUGCAGUCAGAGCAGCGCUGGCUAUGCUAAGUCCCUCUUGGCAGUUGUGCUUUUCUCUAAGCUUGAUUAAUACGACUCUCACUACUAAGGUUCCGUGUUCUGGGGCCAACUGCAGUUUAGAAUAAGUGUUCCUAAGUCAGGUAAUGUGUUGUGCUCUAUAUAUUUUACAGCAUAUCAGAGUUUAUGUUUUAUCUUUUUUAAAAGGCCAGUUAUUUCUGUUUGUGGCAUUAGGUGAAUUGGGAAGCCCUCCAGCGAAGUCUUUAAAGGGACAGCUGUUGCAGGCGGCCAUGCUUUCCCAAGGCAAAGAGAUCUGAAGUGCAAGGUGAAAAGAACCCCUCUCGAUGUUCAGGCUGCCAUUUUGGUUCAUACCUUAAAGUACAAAACAGGUCCAACUCCACGUCCUCCCCUGACUCAGUGUGAGAAUCCGGGUUGCCAGGUGUUGUAAAUUGUUUCCCCUUCUGCGGAGUCAUAGUUUGUGCCUACCCUUCCCACCUCCAGAAUCUUCCAGCCAACGAGGUUCCAUCUGUUCGAAAAAACCUGGAAUUUAAGAAAAGGGGAGAUUUUCACUCUAGAUAAUAAGUCAUGUAUUAUGCUAAAAAUGUGAGUAUAAUGAUGAUUCUGAGGUUGGCUUAAACUUUCGUGGUAAUAGUCUUUUGUUUGUGCACCAGAAAACUUGAAAUAGUUCUUUUUUGUUAUUGUUUUUUUUUUUUUUUAACCUGAGGAUGAAGAAAUUCUCUAACUUCUAUAUUUACUGUAAAAACCCAUUUCCUCUCCCACAGGGCUGGCAGUGUGUGAAUAAAUGUGCAGUGAGUAAGACUGGCAGCCUUACACAUUUGCUGAGAAAGAAUCCAGAAGCUCUUCUGAGCACAAGCCCCUGCAAAAGGGAGUUGCGGCUUGGAACAGAUACGAAAUGUGUAUCAGAUUUAUGCAACAGAGUUUUGAUAGUUUUAUUUUUGUAUGUUUUUUGACUGUGAAACUGGACCGGACACGGUGCUUGUGACGUGGGGGAGUGCUUCAGUGCUGAAUCCCUUCCUUCUUCUUUUUUUGUUUGCCCUGGAACUGGACCGUGUGUGUUGCAGCAUUAGAUGUGUGAUGUCAUCCCUGACCCUCUCCUGGAGCCAGCUGUCACGCCGUGUCGUUUCUGUUGUUGCCACAGAAACGGGAAAUGAGAAUUCCUGUGCUGCAGGGCUCGCUCUCAGCUUCCUGCUGGAAAUGGAGAAUCACUGUGCGGUGCAGAGGGUGUGAGAGCGUGAGUUGUAUGUGUGUUUGUGUACGCAUGUGCGUAUACUGUGUGUGGUUCUGUGCGAGUGUGUCUGAUUGUGUAUACUGUGUGUGGUUCUGUAUGUGUCCUUAACUGAUAUAGCAGCUCUUUUCCCUUUCCCUGUUUCUCUCGGUGUAUUUAGCUUAGCUUAGCUGCCUGCUGACAAGCAGAAGAGAUUUGGGUUCCUUUUAACUCCAGAGUGAUUGAGACGGGCCCAGGCAUUGGUACUGGCUCUUGUUAGAAUUGGUUUAGGGGAGCUCUGCACUUGGUCCAAGCCCGGUAAAAAAAAAAGCCAGUACACGUGGUGAUGUCAUUGCUCUGAUGCAUUUGUGAUGUUUCGUUGUGGUCGAUCACGUCAUAUUAUUGUGCGUACAUAAUCUCUAAUGCACACACAUCCCCGUCUCUGGGCGUGUGUGGAGGGGUGGGUGGCCAGUGUUCGGAGCAUGCAGAAUUCUGUGUCUGUGUACAUGUGCCGCGUGCGGCUGUUUCUCGGGCUGGAGCGACAGCAACCUCACCCUCUUCUCUCGGUGACCCGUGAGCGUCUGUCGUUUCACCCUGUGAUCAGCUGUCCAAUCGGCGAAAAUAAACUUUUAUCCAAAACAUCCCAAAA
Molecule: messenger RNA, 4998 nt
Organism: Anguilla rostrata (American eel)
Lineage: Eukaryota; Metazoa; Chordata; Actinopteri; Anguilliformes; Anguillidae
Gene: bin1a
Product: myc box-dependent-interacting protein 1
Exons: 20
Coding region: 400-2157 (585 amino acids)
Cellular component (GO): synaptic vesicle; plasma membrane; cytoplasm
Molecular function (GO): phospholipid binding; tau protein binding
Source: RefSeq, a predicted model, not a curated record